Messenger RNA from Myzus persicae (green peach aphid), 933 nucleotides. RefSeq lists its product as uncharacterized. Lineage: Eukaryota; Metazoa; Arthropoda; Insecta; Hemiptera; Aphididae. Bases 1 to 933 code for a protein of 310 amino acids. The transcript has a single exon. Gene Ontology annotation, molecular function: nucleic acid binding. The record is from RefSeq and is a predicted model, not a curated record.
AUGAUUGAGCGAAAAGAAAUUGUUGUUUGGCGAAGAAAUUAUUUAUUGGAUAUUCGGCAAUAUCGUAUGGAGGGUCGCCCAAUAUACUAUUUGGACGAAACUUGGGUAAAUGCUGGUGACGUACCGAAUAAAAUAUGGUGCGAUAAAUCUAUUAAAUCUGCGAGAGAUGCGACAAAUAAAGGUCUUACAACGGGAGCAGUAAAUCCUAGUGGAAAGGGGAAACGCCUGAUAGUUUGCCAUAUAGGAUCGGAAGAUGGAUUUGUUUCUGACAGUCUUCUGUGCUUUGAGUCUAGGAAAAACACUCAAGACUAUCACGAUGAAAUGAAUGGCGAUUGUUUCCGUGAAUGGUUGGAAGGUGUUUUACCUAGACUCAAAGAUAACGCAGUGAUUGUCAUGGAUAACGCUCCGUACCAUUCAGUGAAACAAGACAAAUGCCCAACGACAAAUACCAAAAAACAAAAAAUUAUCGAAUGGCUCGAGAGUAAAGGAGAGGUUAUUAGUAGACCAAUGGUUAUUCCAGAGCUACUUACCAUUGUGGACAGGCUGAGACCCUUGUACAAUAAAUAUGUUAUUGAUGAACUAGUCAAAAAACAAAACAAAACAAUUCUUCGAUUGCCACCUUACCACUGCGAGCUCAAUCCUAUUGAGCUCGCAUGGUCAAUUGUAAAAAACCAUGUGAGGAUGAACAACAAAACAUUUAAGCUCAACGACGUAAAACAAUUAUUAAUAGAAGGUGUAGAAAGAGUUGAUGCCGACAUGUGGAAAAACUUCAUUAAACAUACAAUAGAAGAGGAGGAAAAAUUGUUUAAGAUGGACUUUGUGGUGGAUGAAUUGAUGGCUGAAAAAGAACCAUGUGUUUUAAAUGUUGAAAGUGAUGAUGAUGACUCGGACGAUUUUAACGACGUUGUACCUCUACCAGAAACUGAUGAAUAA